Messenger RNA from Plasmodium fragile, 606 nucleotides. RefSeq lists its product as uncharacterized. NCBI's taxonomy places the organism in Eukaryota, Apicomplexa, Aconoidasida, Haemosporida, Plasmodiidae. The record is from RefSeq and is a predicted model, not a curated record. Bases 1 to 606 code for a protein of 201 amino acids. The transcript is spliced from 2 exons.
AUGGAAGAAACCUUUUUUCUUCAAAACUUUGAAAACAUCAACGAGGAGAGCAUCCCCUCGCCGCUCAUCCACCACUCGGCGGACUGCCGGGAGGUUAACUUUGCGAGGGGGAAACCACGGGCAAGGGCACAAUCGGGUCAACGCCACAGAGAUGAAGGCCUAGCAGAGGACCAAAUGGAGGGCCAAUUGGCCAGCUGCAUGACGAGCCAAUCAGACCCCGCCGCCAGAAAAGACAACUACCUCUGUAUCAACGCCAACACCUUCAAUGGAAAAUGCUACCGCAAGCAGAUCCCUAUCCUUGACGAUAUUCAUCUCCGCUUCUCCCUGGGCGAGUCUCUGGCCUACCUCCUCAACGCCUACUUGCGGAAGGGGCUCAUCGAGAGGACCCUGUACAACAAAAUGGUGCACUCUUUCCAAGUGGCCAUCAUCGCGACGCUGCGCCAGCUGAAGGAGUCCAGAGGCAGCAAGUGGACCAUCAAGGGAAGACUAAUCAACUUUAAAAAAGAAAACAACAUCCAGCUGUUCUACGUGGAGGACGCCGUCCUGUCCUUCGGAAAAUUUGUCUUACAUGUCCCCCUGCUCAAAAUGAAAUCAAUCGAUUUGUAA